AUGAAAGAUUUAAGUAAAGUAAAGUAUACACAAGAUGUUAGCUUUAGAGAGAAAAAGAAACAGAUAAGCAAAAAUAAGUACUGUUUAAAUGUCAGCUACAAACAGAAGAAAAAAAUUAGUAGUGUAAGGAAGUACCAAAGUAAUCCACAGUUUCAGGAGAGUGUUAGAGCAGGGAGCAAAGUGAAAAGGCAGCUAUUGAAAGACCAGGCAGUAGAUUUUGAUUAUGUGAUGGAGCAGUUUCUGUCUAAAGUUACAGAUGGACCACAUUUUGUGUGUUCUGUUUGUCAAAGGUUGUUGUUUAAAAAGCAGGUUUUGAAUUGUAAAAUAAGUAAUUAUAACAAGAGUGCAGACAUGGCGUUAAUUGCGGAGAAAUGUAUUUCAGAGGAGUAUUUACAUAAAUGUAAUGAGAACUGUGCAACUUCAUGUCAGUUGUUGGAUUCCCCUAGGGGACACUUGUGGAUUUGUUAUAAUUGUAAUUCUAAGAUAAAUAGAGAAGAGAUUCCUCCUGAGUGUGUUGUCAAUAAUUUAGGUGUCCAUGCUGUGCCUCCUGAAUUGGCUUGUUUAAAUAGUUUAGAGCAACAUUUGAUUGCAUUGCAUAUCCCAUUUAUGAAGGUUUUGGCAUUGCCUAAAGGAGGACAAAAUGGUGUUCAUGGACCGGUGACGUGUGUUCCAGCAAAUAUUGUAGAGACAAAUAAUUUGCUUCCUCGUUCCAAUAUGGAGGGGUCUUUGUUGCGUGUCAAACUGAAGCGAAAGCUAACAUACAAAGGACAUUAUGAGUAUCAAUUUGUUGACCCAAUGCGCAUAAGGCAGGCUUUGUUGUAUUUAAAACAGAAUAACAUGUAUUAUAAAGAUGUAGAUUUUAAUGAAGACUGGUUGAAUGAGUUUUGUCGGGAACAAGAGCUUGAGAGUUUAACACAGGAAAGUGAUGGUAAUUUAGAAAAUAAUGAAACACCUACUGAGGUGGAUGAAUGUGAGGAUGAGCUGUUGCAUGACAGGCAGCAACACUGUAUGUUUCAGGACACUUGUCUUAUGCCUUUAGAUAUUGGUCAAGAAGCGCUAGAUCAGUAUUUUGAGGGUGUUUUGAAUGUGGCUCCAGCAGAAGGUAACAACCCUGUGAAGUUACUUUCUAAUCGAGAAAAUGAAGCGAAGUGUUUUCCAGUGUUGUUUCCACAGGGACAUUCUGUGUUUCAUGACAAUAGAGAGCAUCGUUUGACCUUGUCGCGUUAUCUUAAUAACCGCAUUCUCCAUGCUGAUGGCAGGUUUGCUCAGAAUGUGGAGUAUAUAUUUUUCGCACAGUACAUGUCAGAAUUGGAGCAGGUUGUGUCAAAUUUGUCCAUAGCUUUGAGGAAAGGUAAAGGAAGUCAUGUUCCUAGGAGAGUUAGGGAUUUGGUGAAUAAUGAGGAGUCUUUAAGGAAGUUGUUAGAGUUUGAUGAUGGUUAUCGUUUCCUUAAGCCUAUUAGAGGCACUCCUUCAUUUUGGCAGGUAGCGCAGCGUGAUUUACUUGCUUGUGUGCGUCAGCUUGGUGUACCCACUUGGUUUUGUUCAUUUUCUGCAGCAGACAUGCGUUGGACUAACCUACUUGGUAGUAUUUUGAAACAGGAAGGGAGAGAACAGACAGCUGAGGAGUUAGAGUGGGCAGACAAAUGCGAGUUGUUGCGUCGUAAUCCUGUAACUGCAGCUAGAAUGUUUGAUUUUCGAUGGCAUUGUUUUUUGAGGGAAGUCCUUAUGUCUCCCUCAAACCCAAUAGGUAAAAUCAAGGACUAUUUUUAUCGUGUUGAAUUUCAGCAGCGCGGGUCUCCACAUGUUCAUUGCCUGUUUUGGAUCGAGAAUGCUCCCUUAAUUGACAAAAACACAGAUCAAGAGGUUGUUGAGUUUAUUGACAAAUAUGUCACAUGUGAACUACCCUCUGAUGAUGAUACAUUAUUGGACAUUGUGUCAUCUGUGCAGGUGCAUUCAAAGCGCCACUCAAAAACAUGUAAAAAGAAAAACACAGUUUGUCGUUUCAAUUUUCCAAGACCAGCAUCUGCACAAACAUUUAUUAGUCGUCUCAAAGUAGAUGAGGAGAUAGUAGAAUGUAGUUGUAAAAAAACUGAUUCAACAGAGACUGUGUGUUUCAAUUGUAAAGAGAGUGAUUUUAAAGAAAGAAAGGCGCGUAAAGUAAGGGCUCAUGACAUUUUGGAAGCAAUUAAGAAAGCACUCUCUGAUGAAAAUCAGAACUUUGAUACAGUGGAGCAGUUGUUUGAAAGUUUAAAUGUAACUCAGGAAGCAUUUGAAGAUGCAUUCAAUCGAACAACUACAGGUACAAAAGUAGUGUUAAAGAGGCAGGUGAAAGAGGCUUGGGUUAACCAAUAUAGUAAGCAACUUUUGAAGUGUUGGAAUGCAAAUUUGGACAUCCAGUAUGUGGUGGAUGCCUAUGCAUGUGUUGUGUAUAUCAUUUCAUACAUUUCAAAGGCAGAAAAGGAAAUGGGGUUGUUAUUAUCAAAUGCCCAAAGGGAAGCAGCUAAAGAUGGUAAUGUUAGUGCUAAAGAGGCUUUGAAAAAACUAGGUGGUGUUUAUUUACACAACAGGGAUGUGUGUGCUCAGGAAGCAGUGUAUAGGUUGACUAACAUGCAUCUGAAGGAGUGUUCUAGAAAGGUCAUGUUUGUACCAACAGGGGAGAAUAUAGUAAAGAUGAGUUUGCCUUUACAUGUGUUAAAACAAAGGGCAACAACAGAUGAUAUUAACACAGAAGAGAUGUGGAUGACCAGUUUGGUUGACAGAUAUAAGAACAGGCCCAGUGAUAGCAUAUUUAAUGACAUGUGUAUUGUAACAUUUGCUUCAGAGUAUCGUGUCGUAAGUAAAAAUGAAAACUGCAAAACUAAAAUUGCUUUGAGCAACAAUUGUGGUUUUGUCACAAAGAGAGUCAGAACACAACCUGCUGUAGUGCGUUAUGCUCGGUUCUCUGAAACAAAAAAUCCAGAAUUGUUUCAUUUGAGUAGAUUGCAGUUGUUCAUGCCAUAUCGUGUUGAUGAUCAGUUAAAACCAGAGGGUUUUGAAACGUUCCAACAGUUUUAUGACAAUGGUAAUGUUUUGUUUUGUGAUGGAUCUGUACAUACAGUAAAGUCAGUUGUUGAUGUGAAUAGGAGCAGGUUUGAAGUAGACGCAGACAUGUUGGAAAACAUCCAGAAUAGGAUUAAUGUUGAUGGUGUGGAAGAAGAUGCGUGGUGUCAGUUGUGUCCAGAGCAGGAGUUGGAACGUUUGGAGGCUGUGGAGGAAAUGGCAGAGAGACAGGAAGCAGUGGCAGAACACCAGGAUCAUAUUCCAGAUUUAGCUGUAACUCGUGAACAGGUACAACAUUUGGAGCAAAGGAAUAAUGUAAUGUGUAGGAGUGAUGGUUUGUUGUUGGUUAGAUCUUUAAAUGAUACACAGAUGCAUGUUUUUUAUCAGAUUCGGCAGUGGUGUUUAAACAAGGUCUCAGGGAAAAAUCCACCUCCUCUACAUGUUUUUGUUACAGGUGGUGCUGGAACUGGUAAAAGUCAUUUAAUUAAAGCCAUUCAGUACGAGUCCAUUCGGUUGUUAUCACCCUUGUGCAGUAAUCCUGACAAUGUCAGUGUUUUAAUAACAGCACCAACAGGUAUUGCUGCAUACAAUCUGAAUGCAGCAACAAUUCACCACACAUUCAGUAUUGGAGUAGAUGUACGCUUACCGUACACUCCACUGGGUGAGGAAAAAAUUAAUUCUCUUCGGGCAAAAUUCAGUGAUCUGCACAUUUUGAUAAUAGAUGAAAUUUCAAUGGUAAAUCCCAAUCUUUUGGCAUAUGUUCACGGUAGAUUACGUCAAAUGAAACAAAGUGGCAACAAGCCAUUUGGAAACAUUUGUGUUAUUGCUGUUGGAGAUUUUUACCAGUUACCUCCAGUAAAAGGAAAACCCCUGUAUUUAGAGGAUUUGAAUAUUGACUUGUGGUCUUUGUUUUCAGUUGUGCAGUUGACAGAAGUAGUCAGGCAGACAGACAGUGUGUUUUCAAAGUUGUUGAACAGGGUUAGGAUUCAUAGAAAAGGGACACCAAUGUUGAAAAGUGAUGUUGAGAUUUUGAAAUGUUGUGAAACUGGUGAAGUCAGCUCAGCUUUACACAUAUAUGCGACAAAUCAACAAGUAAAUGAGCACAAUAUUCAGAGGUUGUAUGCUGUGUGUCCUGACUAUGUCACUAUUGAAGCUCAGGAUUUUCAAAACGAUAGGAGAACAGGAAAACUAAAGUUAAUUGAUGGCCAUCAUGCUAAAGCUAAAAAUACGUAUUUGUCUGAGCGAUUGUUGUUAGGUGAGGGUGCACGGGUGAUGUUGUGUCAAAAUGUUGAUGUGAGUGAUGGCCUGGUGAAUGGAGCAUGUGGUGUUGUAACACGGAUAGUACAAUCAGAGGGUGUUAAGUUUCCAAAAAUGGUUUAUGUGAAAUUUAAUGAUGAGAAUGUAGGUGCAGAGAGGAGGAGACAGUCACCAAGUGUUGUAGCUGAUUUAGUGGGUUCUACAGCUAUUGCUCCAGAGGAGGAGAGAGCUUGUAGAAAAGGCGGCCUGAGACGUCAAUAUCCACUUAAAUUAGCAUGGGCGUGUACAAUCCACAAAGUUCAGGGCAUCACAGUAGAUGAUGUUGUUGUGUGUUUUGACAAGAUAUUUGCAGCUGGACAGGCAUAUGUUGCUUUAAGUCGAGUCAGGAGUUUGUCAGGCUUGAUCAUUGAAAAGUUUGAUGAGAAGAAGAUUUAUUGCAGGGGUGACAUUAAUGAUGCUAUUCAGACAAUGUCUCCAUUCUUAGUUGAUAGUUUGACAAAGCAGCGAUUGAGUGCAUGCAGGUUUAGUGCUUAUUUGCUGAAUGUGCAGGGUUUGACUCGACAUGUGCCAGAUUUGGUGCUGUGUACACUUCAGUUACAGCUUAACUGUAUUGCUGUAACUGAAACUUGGUUAGCUGCAUCAUCUUCUAUUGAUUCAGUAAACAUUGAGGGUUAUAGUUUUCAUGGUUGUUCACGCAGUUCAUGCUACAGUAGUGAUGACCCCAGAUUGGUUGCAUUAAAAGAUCAACAACAUGGUGGUGUAGGUGUUUAUAUUACACCAAACACAGGAUGUGAGAUAAUAGAAGUCCCUUCGUUUAAUUUGGAGUGCAUAGUGUCUAAAUUUGCUACACACCAGCUAGUUAUUGCAGUGUUAUAUCGACCACCAUGUUAUCCCAUGGCCUUAUUUAAAGAACAUUUAGGCACAUUUCUUGACUGGCUAGAUUCACCAAAUGAAACUAUUGCAGUCAUGGGUGAUUUUAAUGAUGAUAUUUUGAAAUCAUCAACAAUAUCUACACUUUUAACAGAAAAAGGUUUUGUUCAAAUUGUAACUGAUCCAACAACAGAGAAGGGUACUUUAAUUGAUCACAUUUACAUUAAGCAAGCAGAUAAUGGGGCAGAAUCACUAGUGCUGCCUACAUACUUUAGUGAUCAUGAGGCAGUCCUGUGUUUAUUUAAGUGAUGGCAGUUUAUGUCACCACAUUGUGGAUGCUUGAUCCAACCUGACAACUGUAAUAAUCAAUGUUUGAGUAGUUUUUUUAGUAUGUGAUGGUUAAUUUGUUCCUUGACAUCUGUUACUAAAUAGUGAAUUUAAAUGUGUGAAAUGUGUCAUUGCUCCAUAUGAAUUUGCUAUUGUAUUUGUAGUAUUA
This is a messenger RNA of Solea senegalensis (Senegalese sole), 5662 nucleotides long. RefSeq lists its product as uncharacterized. The record is from RefSeq and is a predicted model, not a curated record. Gene Ontology annotation, biological process: telomere maintenance; DNA repair. Gene Ontology annotation, molecular function: ATP hydrolysis activity; DNA helicase activity. Bases 1 to 5475 code for a protein of 1824 amino acids. The transcript has a single exon. Lineage: Eukaryota; Metazoa; Chordata; Actinopteri; Pleuronectiformes; Soleidae.